Molecule: messenger RNA, 2499 nt
Organism: Aspergillus lentulus
Lineage: Eukaryota; Fungi; Ascomycota; Eurotiomycetes; Eurotiales; Aspergillaceae
Source: RefSeq, a predicted model, not a curated record
AUGGUCCGAGUAUUUCGGAGACCUGCCUCGGCUUUAGCCAGGCGUCUUCCAAGUAGGACCACCAAGCGGACUCUCCGAAAGCAUAAGGUGAUCCUUGAAUCUAUCACGCAGGAGAAAAAGAAGCUUCGGAGUGUUAUAUCAUUCGAAGCUAAAGCACCACCCGGCUACACUUUCAUCCCCGCAGGCAACCCCCAGCUCACAGGUGCUUGUAAGGAAUUAUGCCGAAAAGAUGGUCUGAAAGUCUAUGCUGUCACGACAACUCCUCAUAUGCACACCCACAAUCUUUCUCAACAUGUGCACCGCAUUGGGUAUCAUUUCCCAAGCGCUGUUGUCGCAACCGUGUGUAUGGACCUGGGUUUACAACUCACAGCAACUGGGAAUGUCAUGCCUGUUCACAGCAACGCUGCUGCUGGGGAAAGCAAACAUGCUAACUCUGAGGCUUCACAAAUUACAAUCAACACCGAGGCUAGGGACGUGCUGAGAGACCUCUUUCCAAAUAUACCAGACAAUGAUCUGAACCAGAUCAUCAAGACGGCGUUCCAGAAGGGCCAACGCAAAGUCGGCACGGCUGCUGAAUUACCUCUAGCACGUCGCGCACAACUAGCUGUCGUUGCACAUAUAAGGCAUAUCUACACUGAUUACGAUCGUCUUCUGAAGACUACAUCGUUUCACGAAGCCCGAAGCGCGGUUGAAGAGCCCACGUUAGCUAAGUUAGUGGAAUGGCGAGGUGACGAUGAAAACGGAAAGACAGUUCUUGAGGAUGUUUUUCGCGAGGUCAUUGUCAUAUCCGAUGAUGACGACAGUGAUGCCGAGGAAGGAGAGGUCUCUCGUUCGGUCAAUCGAGAUCACAGUAUCGAAAUCAUCUCUAGCCACCAACGACCCGAAGAACUACAGACGAGGCCGGUCAACUUCGCUCACCCAACCGUGCCGGAAUCCCAUUUGGACAUCUCAGACGAUGAGCCUCCGCCUGGUUUCCGUUUCAUUCCUGAAUCGCCGAAAAAGCGGCGGGUCGAUCGCCGUGGCUUCAGCAGAUAUCAUGCUUGGGACCGUGCCCUCAACCGAUACAGAAAGGGGACUUACCAGCAUAGGUUUUACGCAGACUCCACCGGCCAUCGAGGGCCUUUGUUGACCGCACGACAGCCCCUACAGGAAAGUAUCACAUUUGACCCAGGAGCUACCUCUCGUCGACCCAUAAGAACACUCCGCCACGUCUCUGUUGACCCGCACAUUGCACCUAAAACAAAAAUCCUUGACCACGGACAAAGGAGGACUCUGACACGGACGUUGAUGGAGAAUCGUGUAAGUUUGCAGAGAACAGAUGCCGAGCGGUCCGGUCACGAGGAUGUACAGAGGACACACAUAAGGCCUCCACUGAUAUCUCAUGAGCCAUCCAAUCCGGAAACACUUCUGCAUUUACCAAAUCAGAGAAGCGAUACCAGUCGCUUGGCGGAUCGAACUGUAGUGGAACACGUUUCAGCUGAUCAACAGAGAGCGCGUUUCAACCAGCGGCUUAAUUCUCCAAAUACCCCUGUCUUCGUCGGUGGUCCCACGGAGAUUCAAGGACGGAGCAGAGUCCCAUCCGGAGCCAUAUCAAGGAUCCCUGGUCCUCCAUAUCUUGGAAUGCAGCCGAACCCGCAGGAUCACGUACUACCAUCUAUUGAGACCCCGUCUUCGCCACAGCAGAUAAGGCGUCCACCAAGUGCCCACCUAGAUCAACUUACCAGGAGGAUAUCUGGAGGAUUCACCAUUCGUUCAGUAACACCUCGCCGCCCGGCUCCGCAGGACUCAUUACCUCAGGGAGAAUCGGAUGUUAGGAUUCCAGCGUCGAAAAGAAGACGUGUGGCCAAGCACGACCCUGCUACUUACAUCGAGCGUCGCUCCGAUGUUGCGCCCAUUGUUCCUGUGGAUACUCAUGCGAAACAGCAGUAUGUUUAUCUGGGAAAUACCUCCCCAAGAUCAUCUACUUCCCAGACUGGGGCUCCAAUUCGUAGGAGAUACAUGGUACCCGUCAAAUCCUCUUACCUUGCAGAGCGCUAUCCAGGGGGAUCCCAAGGCCCCUCUAACUAUGCACAACCCGUCCCAGAAGACGUGGUUGAUCAACGGCAAUAUCCCAACUUUAAAAGCAAAUCAACGGCUUGGGAGCAUCAGCCGAAGCACCAGCUGGAGCAGUACCGGGAGCUGUAUCCUCUUCACAGAUCUCAUGGGCAGAUUCACGUUUCAUCGGGUCCCGGCUAUGCUACUACCCCUGCAAAUGAGGGCUAUAAUGGUGUCUCAAAGGUGCCUGACACCGCUUCAGAAGCUGGACGUGUUUAUGAAGAUCGUCCAAUCCAUCAAGAAGCUAGAGAAGCGACUUAUAUGCCAGUUUCGCAGGGUUUUGGGCAUCAUCAUCGCACCUUCGAUCCUUAUGGGGCCUCCAGAAGAAGCAUAUAUGCCGAUGACUUCCUCCAAGUCAUCGAGGCGCGGGAACCAGUCGACGCGCUGAUGAUCAAGCCCUUGUAG